AUGGCGCCGGAGCCUUCAGCAACCCCCUCCCAGCGAAGCACCAUCGUGGUGGCCACUGGAAGUACUCGAGGCCGUCGUGUCAGGGGUAAAGGCUCUAGAGGAGGCAGGGGUGGCAGCAGAGCUAGCAGUACUGCUGGAGCACCAUCCUUAACGCCUCCCAGCGCUUCCGCUGUGGCCCAGCGCGCACCACGGCGCGGAACGGCGCGCGCAAGGGCAUCAACACCAGGAUCACGGCACGGGGGCAUCACGAAGACCACCAGAGGUAGCCGUGCCACCAGGGCUCGCCUGGCAAGUGCCUUAGAGGCUCAGGGCUUAGACCACGGCACGCAGGAGGCUCAGGGAGUCGAUCAGGAAGCAGAUUAG
Molecule: messenger RNA, 363 nt
Organism: Chaetomium globosum CBS 148.51
Lineage: Eukaryota; Fungi; Ascomycota; Sordariomycetes; Sordariales; Chaetomiaceae
Exons: 2
Coding region: 1-363 (120 amino acids)
Source: RefSeq, a predicted model, not a curated record